Truncatella angustata is the source of this 1551-nucleotide messenger RNA. RefSeq names its product centromere protein Chl4/mis15/CENP-N. NCBI's taxonomy places the organism in Eukaryota, Fungi, Ascomycota, Sordariomycetes, Amphisphaeriales, Sporocadaceae. The coding region runs from base 1 to 1551 and encodes 516 amino acids. The record is from RefSeq and is a predicted model, not a curated record. Gene Ontology annotation, biological process: CENP-A containing chromatin assembly; chromosome segregation. The transcript has a single exon.
AUGCCGCGCCUUACGGUGCCUACCUCCGCGCGCCUUCCAUCAUCGCUGCGCGUCGAAGCCACCAAUGCCGCCGUGGUAAAGCUCCUGAACCGCCUGUCGCGUGCAUCCCUCCUGUCCCUCGUCCUAGACUGGCUAUCGGACAACAACCAAUCCCUGUGUCCUCCUCUGCUGCGACAUAUCGACGACGACGAAGAGAGCGAUGACUUCUACCCUCCCGCCCGCUCGCUCGAAGAGCUGCGCGAGAUCUAUGCCAACCUGCAGUCCGCGAAGGGCAGCCGGCGCGAUGUCGUGGACCGCAUCAUCGAGGGCGACUGGCGGCACGGGCUGACGCUCUACCAGCUCGCCAUGGCCGACCUGCAACACCUGUACGACCACCCGUCGUCCCUGAAAUGGAGCGCCUACAAGAUCGAGCGGCUAAAGACGCCGCGGGACGAGGACGACGCCGAGGCCCCCGGGAAGACGGACAGGGAGGCGCUCGACAUACCCCGGUUCCACCCCUCGACGUUCCUGCAGAACCUCCAGGCCGAGGUCCCGCCCGACGUCAAGGCGCACUACAACUUCGACCGGCCGCGGGACCUGCCGCUGCUGCUCCUGCGCGUCUUCAUCCUCGACUCGCCCUACAACACGGGCCUUGCCCUGUCGUCGCGCGCCACGAGCUUGGAGGCCUCGAGGACCACCUACAUCGCCUUCCCGGACUCUUCGCCGCACAUCUACAUCUCCCGGUCCCAGAGCACGGGCGCGACCACGGCGGGCGACUCGCGCAGCCUGAGUCGGCUGGUGCUGGAGGGCAUACCCAAGGCGUUGUCGCGGCCGCGGGAGAGAUACGCGCUCCGGCCCACGAACCUGACCUCGAAGAACCUGUCGGGCCUGCUGGCCGUCCGGGGCGCAGGGCGCACCAAUGCGGCUGGAGGCGGCUGGAGCAUCUAUGCCGACGACGACCGCAAGGACUCCCCGCUCAAUGCCGUAUUGCCGGCGCCGCCUCUGUCAGAGAUCUCUGGGAACGUCAACAGAAGCGUUGCAGCGAGCGGGGCUGAGGAGGAGAAGACGAAGAAGCGCAAGAGGGGACUCGAGCCGGAGAAGGACAGAGAGGAGCGGGAGGCGAAGCGCAGGAUGGACAUCGCGCAGGCCCGCUUUGGGGGCUCGGCAAUGAUUGACGACGGGAAGGGGGUCGAGAGGCUCGACGUCCUCAUCGAAGAUGCGCUCCCCGGUGCUCCGCGCCGACUGCCCCAGCACGUCGACGUCGAAGAAGAGGAUUCGGGACUUCGUCGCUCGAGGAGAUCCAGAGGUCGGAGGAGCGGUGUUGACCUUGCACUCGAGAAAGCGCGCGAAAACGAUGAGGAUGCCGCGGAGGAGGCCGAUGAGGAUCAGCCCAAGCCAAGGAUAAGGUUGACGUUCACAGGACCGCAUGUUUUUGGCGGCAUCAGGCAGCUCGUCGAGGCUGGGGUCAUCGAUGGCGAGCGCAUGCCCGGCUGGAUGACUGGCGACGAAGGGGUCACCAUGGGCAUUGUUAGGAAUGGCAGGAUCAGGGGCUAUAAGGGGUCAGGGGUGUAA